Helianthus annuus (common sunflower) is the source of this 1250-nucleotide messenger RNA. Its product is annotated as protein SHORT HYPOCOTYL IN WHITE LIGHT 1. Bases 133 to 735 code for a protein of 200 amino acids. Gene Ontology annotation, biological process: regulation of abscisic acid-activated signaling pathway; negative regulation of photomorphogenesis. NCBI's taxonomy places the organism in Eukaryota, Viridiplantae, Streptophyta, Magnoliopsida, Asterales, Asteraceae. The record is from RefSeq and is a predicted model, not a curated record. The transcript is spliced from 4 exons.
UUUGUAGAUAUUGGUGGGAUUUGCUAGUUCAUUUUUUUUUUGUAGAUAUUGGUGGGAUUUACUAGUGUGUCUGAAAGUAGGUGUGCAAAAAGGCAGAUCGGUAUCGAGUUCCAAUCUGUGGCGGCGGCGGCGAUGGCAGCAUCUUCCGUCAUCCUCUCACCCUCCUCAUCUCUAUCCAUUUUCCCACCACCACAAUCACAAUCACUAUCUGUAUCUUGCAAUAACUUGAUUAUUCCAUACAAACUCCGGACUACUGGAUUCUGUCUCCGAGCUUCCCGCCGUCCUCCCCAGGAGGCCGAGAAUCCGGCGGUGGAUCCUAGGAAUUGGAGCCGGAAUCGUAUGACUUUUUACGAUGAAGACGACGACGAUGAAGACGAUGAUGAUGAUGAGGAAGAGGAGGAAGACGAUCGGAGCUUAGAUCUUCUAAUUAGGUUUGUUGAGAACGUUUUUAAGAAGAUUUCCAAACGAGCUCGCAAGUCCGUUCGAUCCGUUCUCCCUAUCAACAUCCCCACCAAAUUGGUAGGAUUCUCUGUUAAUGGAGUUAUAAUUUUAGCUUUUUUUUGGAUUCUAAAGGCCUUCCUUGAGGUGGUUUGCACUCUUGGGAGUGUCGUUUUUGUGAGCAUUUUACUUGUUCGUGGGGUAUGGACCGGAAUAUCAUAUUUUCAACAAGGUAGUAGGACAAAUGAUUUUGAUGAUGAUAACAAGGCGUGGACUGGUACUCAGCCUGUUGCUUGAAUCAUGUUUCGUAGGGGAAAUUUCAUAUAUAUCUUCCUAAAAGUUAUAAUUUUCAUAUAUCAUUUUCAAAUUUUUAUAAAAUCAUAUUUACCCUUUAAAAUAUCCUGUUUACCGUUAAAUUUCAAUAACCUAGUUACAACAGUUGGUUAUAAUAUGUUUGUUUCACCAAAUAAACGAAGAGAACGCUAUGCACUGUGAUGAUUCUCAUCACGGUAAUGAUGUUGUUUUCUUAUCUGUUAAUUUAGUGAAAUAGACUUUUGAUUUUGUUUUAUUUACCGAAAAAUGGGUAAAUAUGAUAUUUUUGGUGGUUUAAACAUAUAUGUAUGAAACUUCAAAGGAUUUAUAUGAAACUAAUAAUCCCCAUGAACAAAGAAUUGAAAUCUUGAUAGAUGGUUGGGAAGAAAGUGAAAUCCGUAUGAUCGACGACUUUGUAUCCGUAUGUAUGGAUGGUUUCAUCGUUUAACAGACAAAGGAACCUUUUACAUAAUGUAAUCUCUAUUAGAUAGAUUCUGUUA